UCCCUGCAGCAUGGCCGCCGACUCAGCCUUCUUGGCGUUCCAAGCGCAGGAAAGCCGGGCCCGGGCUGGGGGCGCCAUGGGAGCCCUGAGGCUGCGGGGCCUGGGCCCGGUCACCAUGGACAGCUUCUUUUUCGGUUGUGAGCUGUCCGGGCAGGCUAGGUCCUACACCUUCAGGGUGGAGGAGGAGGACAACACGGAGCAUGUGCUGGCGUUGACCAUGCUCUGCCUCACAGAAGAUGCUAAGGAGGAGUGCAAUGUUGUGGAGGUGGUGGCCCGAAACCAUGACAAUGAGGAAAUUGCUGUGCCGUUGGCCAACCUGAAACUGUCCUGCCAGCCCAUGCUCAGCUUAGGUGACUUCCCACUCCAGCCUCCAGUGACUUUCCACCUGACGUCCGGCUCUGGCCCUGUGCAUGUCACCGGGAGGCACCAGAUUGUGUCUAUGGAAGGCAGUGAACUCUCGGAAGAGAAUGAGAGUGAAGACAGGGACCCAGAACUGCUGCCCGUCCUGCCUGCCAAGAAGCGGCAGGGGAGGCUAUAACUGGCAAGGGCCCACAGUUAUCUCUCCCUCCUACUCACAUGGUCCUGUUUCUCCUGGAUGUUUCAAAAGUGGUUUUUUUAUGGUUUUCUUGAUUUCUCAUCUGCAAGAGGAUAGGUUCCAGAACAGGUCUUAGGGACAAAGAGAAGGAGCCCUGGUGGCCUUUCUUACUCCCCAGCAGAACCCCAUCCUGAAGUCCCAGUAUCUAGAGUGGGAUAUUGUCCCAGCACAAGUCCUACUUCCUUCUGACCCCACUCCCCACCCCCAGAUCUCUUUGCUCUAGGCUUUUCUUACCUACAUAUAGGGAGAAAGGUGUGAGAUGGUGGGGUGGGGAGGGUCCAAGGGAAGGGAAGAACAAAGAUUUGCCCUUCCUUUGCCCUUCCUCCUGAGUGGGGCAGAUGGACAGUAAAAUGAUUUUAUUUAGAAAUCUAAGUAUUUCUAACAUUUUUACAUUUUUGGAAAAAGUUGAAAAUAAAGUAAUUUUUUCUCCCUGC
Molecule: messenger RNA, 1029 nt
Organism: Trichosurus vulpecula (common brushtail)
Lineage: Eukaryota; Metazoa; Chordata; Mammalia; Diprotodontia; Phalangeridae
Gene: NPM3
Product: nucleophosmin/nucleoplasmin 3
Exons: 6
Coding region: 11-538 (175 amino acids)
Biological process (GO): chromatin remodeling
Cellular component (GO): nucleolus; nucleoplasm; cytoplasm
Molecular function (GO): RNA binding; chromatin binding; histone binding
Source: RefSeq, a predicted model, not a curated record